AUGUAACUAAGCCAAAUGGUAAAUUUAUCAUAAUAAAUUUUUCAAAUCAGUUCACUAUCAUCUAUCCCAUCGUUUAUCCUAGCAUUUUUCGCUGCGUUUUUUAAGACAUUAAAAAUAUUGCUUUUUAUGUUUGGGUGCGAGACAUUUUACGACUGUUCAACAAAAAGUAUUAUACUUUUAUUAUUACCGUAAACUUAUUUGCAAUUAUACUUUACCAAUCUUGGCCUAUUCUAUUCAUAUUCAAGUGCUAAAUAUUUCGCUCUACAAGCUCAACGAUUAUUACGAACAAUAUAAAACGAUUAUACACUAUUUAUUAGUCGUCACUUUCAGUCAGCUCUGAACUCAUCCUGAAUCGCCGAGUUCUAACAUCAUAAAGUUGCUAUGACCAGUAAAGGAAAUAGCAAAAAUUCACAACGAAAGGUUAAGCAAAAGAAACAAAAUACUGAUAAAAAAAUGGUUACGGUUGAUAAUCACGUGAAGAUGACAUCCAAUAUUGAACCGGGGUUGUUAAAACAAAACGAUAUUUCACCUGUAAAAGGGAAACAAAAUAAAUCUUUGAAAAAAGGUAUAAAAAGGAAAGCUGAGGAUUCUCAUGCAAUUAACGAAACCUUUCAGGUCUCAAACGCAGCUGUGUCACAUCCGAAAAUGUCACAAAAGGUUGGGUGUAGACAUUUAGAAAAAUAUAAAGGUGAUCGGCCAGAUUACUUGGACAAUUUCAAGACUAUUGCAGAGCUAUCCAUGAGAUGGUACAAAAUCGGAAUCCCCAGAGAAAAUAAGAUGCUUAUGCACCAAAAAUGUUCAGAAUGUAGUCUCAAGGGAGAUCGAUUACACGCAUGUCUUGAUUGUGUGUUUAUCGGAUGCUGGCGUGGUGAAAGUCAUGCCCGUAAACAUUACAAGAACACCCACCACACCUUUGCAACUGAUGUGCAAAGAUUGGAAAUAUUCUGUUUUAGAUGUGGCGAUUAUAUAUAUGACAUUGACUAUGAUAAUGUCAAGAAACAUGAAGAAGUCCGCGCCGAGGAGAAAGAGUCCGAUAUAAAAGAACCCGCACGAAAACGAGCACGAUAUGUCCCUUGGAGACCAACUGAAGAAGAGUCAGAAAGAAUCAAAAGGAACUCGACGCCUUUUCCUUGCUCAGGCUUGAGAGGGCUUCUUAAUAUGGGUGCAACGUGUUUCAUGAACGCUGUAUUACAAACGUUCAUGCACAACCCAAUAAUCAAGAACUACUUCAUGACGGAUAAACAUAAUAAGAAUAUAUGCGGUACUUCAGGAUGCAUGUGCUGUGAAGUUGACAAUCUUUUUCAAGAGUUUCAUUCGGGAGAGAAGAAGCCAUAUCCACCAUGCAGCUUCUUACAGUCUAUGUGGCUUAGUUCUAAAGAGCUUGCCGGAUAUUCUGAACAAGAUGCACAUGAAUUCUACUUGGCUGCUAUUAAUAAAAUGCAUGGGGACUCGCACGAGACUAAGCAUCAGGAAUUAAAUGCCAACAUUCAGAAUUGUGAAUGCAUUAUGCACAAAACUUUUGGUGGUUGUUUUCAAUCCCGGAUAAAGUGCUCUCAAUGUGACAUGUCCUCCGAUCGAGAGGAGCAUAUGGUAGAAUGGCAGUUACACCUUCGUGGGCUUGUUACCAAUCAGAAGAAGAAGAACGGUACCAAAGGUUCGCAAGAAUCUAAUAGUAGUGAAAUGGAUGUUGACAAAAACAGUCUUGAGGACUGUCUCGAUAGAUAUUGUGAAAAGGAACAGCUCCCUGGUUUUAAGUGUGAAGAUUGUGAAAUUCGCUUGCUGAAUGAAGAUGACUCAUCUGAAAAAGCUAAAGAUAGUGUAAAUUCAUGUUCGAGGACGACAACUUGUAAAAAAUUACCUCCAGUUUUGACAUUUGUUGUUGAACGAUUUCACCGCGCUUCAACAAAAACAAAUACUAUUAAAAAUGAGGCUGAGUUUGAAUUUCCUGAAGAAAUUGAUAUGGCAAAGUGGACUAGUCGUGGUCAUGAUGUUCUUGAAAAAGGAGGAACCCUGGACGAUUUACCAAAUUAUAAAUAUAAUUUACUUUCUGUUGUUAAUCAUGAAGGGAAAAUAAACACCGGUCAUUAUACGGUGUAUUGCAAAAGUCGUGACCGAUGGUUCUUGUUUGAUGAUCACGCAGUAAAGUGUGCAAGUGUUGAGGAAGUUUUACAAAGCAAACGUAAGGCUUAUCUUUGCUUUUAUGUUGCUGAUACUUUGGAGUACGAUCAACCGAAUAUUAAUUAAAGUCGACGGGAUAAUAAUAUUUCAACCAAACAACGAUGGCUUGGAUAAAUUCUUAUACUGAACAAUUGUGACGGUUUUAACGUCAAAAAAUUUUAAUUUUAUAUUUACAAUAUUAUUCCCUUUUUCUUCUUUUUUCUUUUUUUUUUUUGAUAUUGAAGGCAAGGAUUAAUUUUAUUAGUAAUAAGGUUCCUUGCAUUAAUGUUUUAAUUGUAAAAAUCCUGGAUGAAUUUUAGUUAAAAUAAUAUUACAAGAUUAGAAUCAACUUUCUGCAUAUAAAAAAGGGCAUUGUAUGCCAUCAAUAAAAGUAUUAUAUAAUCUAUUUUCGUUUCAAAAACACACAUAUAAAAGUACUAUAUAUGCUAAUCAAAUUUGUCUAUUCCCAUUUUGUAAUUUAUAUUAUGGAUUUUUAAUGUAUAGGACAAUCCUAAUGAUGUGAAUUUCUAAAUAUUAAAAUCGAAACCAUUUUAAGCUAACAUUUUGGAUCAAUGAAUA
Messenger RNA from Rhizophagus irregularis DAOM 181602=DAOM 197198, 2736 nucleotides. RefSeq lists its product as uncharacterized. The record is from RefSeq and is a predicted model, not a curated record. Gene Ontology annotation, molecular function: zinc ion binding; cysteine-type deubiquitinase activity. NCBI's taxonomy places the organism in Eukaryota, Fungi, Glomeromycota, Glomeromycetes, Glomerales, Glomeraceae. Gene Ontology annotation, biological process: protein deubiquitination.